AUGCCUUUAACUUUUACAAGUUGUCAAUUUGGAAAUUUAUCAUCGGAUUCAACCAAAUGGAAUCUUAUAUCUGUAAAUCCAUCUCAACCAUUAUCAAGUUCAUCAGAAAUCUUUAUAGAAUCUUUUGAUAGCAAAUUGUGUCUUACUACCAAGUCUAAUUCUGGUGUCGAGGCUUGUCCUUGUAUUAAUGAUGAUGUUAAUCAAAAAUGGAAAUUUAAUCUUGAUGGUUCUUUUUCAAGCAGUUCAAAUGAUGGAAAAUGUUUAACAGUGAUUGGUGAUGUUGUUGUUGGUUUAGAUACUUGUCAAAGUAACUCAACACCUAUGACAUGGAAAACCUAUAAUGUUGCACCAAAUACCAUUAAUGUUUAUACCAACACAUUAUUCCGUGGAAACUUUACUCAACUUACCGUAAAUACUUAUACUUCAAAAGACCUUCCAAAGGAAAUUUUUUCAUCUCCAUUUUCACUUGAGAUUCCACCUGGUCUUUUAUUUGUGACUGAAUCUGACAACAAUAACAAAAAUCCCAUCAUUUAUUCUUCUGACAUUGCACAAGUUGAUGCAAUCACAUCUUUGAAUUCCAAAAUAACCGUCAAAAAGUCUAAUAUUAAGAAACGUCAAACAAAAAUAGACAAUUUUAAAGAAGCAUAUGAUGAAAAUAAAGUUCAAAAACAAAUGAGAAAUUUAUAUGAUAUUGCACCUAGAUUGAAUAAUAAUUAUGAUGAUUUCGAAAUCAUAGUUGCUGAUAAAGGCAUAAAGACUUCGCCGCAUACUAUUUUCAAUGAAGAUUAUCACACUGGUGGUAAUGAUCUUUCUUGA
Messenger RNA from Entrophospora candida, 816 nucleotides. The record is from the annotation of a GenBank genome assembly. Lineage: Eukaryota; Fungi; Glomeromycota; Glomeromycetes; Entrophosporales; Entrophosporaceae.